GCUGCGGUGUGCUGAGGGGGCCAGCGGGCUAGAGGCGCGGGCCCUGAGGCGCCCGGCCCUCCUCCGCGAGGAGCCGAGUCGGGACUGUCGCCCCGCCAGGCCCUGCACUGCAGGUUACUCUGGGCCCUUGCCGAAGGUCUGUUCUGAAAAUUGUGUUUAACUGAAUUUUCUGCUAGAGGAAUUUGUUGCUACUGUUUAUCAAGAUGAUUGCUACACCUUUGAAACACCCAGGAAUUCACUUGUCUUCAGAAUUAUCUUCUCAAAAGAGAAAUAUGCCCGUGCAUGCAAUCUUUUUUGACAACAUUCCUUCAGGCACACUAACCCCCGUGAAAGAUUUAGUGAAAUAUCAGGGCUCCUCUUUAAAAUUUAAUGACAAUAAAAAGAAUCAAUUCCUAGAAAUGACAGUUUUUAAUAAUAAAAAUGUAUUUCAGUCUACCAUGCUAACAGAGGCUACUACCACUAACAGUUCUCUUGAUAUCAGUGCUAUAAAGUCCAACAUGGAUAUAUUACAAAAUAAAGCAAACUAUGAAUCACCAGGAAAAAUAUUUCAAAGAAUGAAAGAAAAAGUACUACGUGAUAAGCAAGAACAAGUAUCAAGAAAUGGAACUUUUUUGGGAUCACCAAAAACUGAAAAUAAUAAAAUUUUCAGUCCUGAUGAAACUGAGAAAAGAAUAUUGCGGAAUACUUACAUCUCUGAAGAAAAGGAAAACAACAAAACCUUCCAAUCAGUCCCAACCUCAGUCCCAGAAGCUCCUUUCAAAUCAAAUAAUACUUUCCUUCCAGUCAAGCAGAAGAUUGGAUGUCAGGAAAAUAAAGCACCUCCGCACAAUUUAACUUAUGAGCUUUUGGUUCUGAAUCCUGAACAGGAAAAUGUUGCAGCUUCAGGUACCUCCAACAGGGCAUUAACUAGAGCUCAGCUGGCUAAACAGAUUCUUCACUCAAAAGAAAAUGCAACUGUAACCACUGAGUCCAAAAAGAACACCUUUGUUGUAGAAGGCAAUGAUUCCACCUAUGAAAAAUCCCAAAAUACUAGUAUUGAGACUCUCACUACUAACUGUGUUCCAAUUAAAAAUGGCAUUCAACUAAUGACAUCUGAUUAUAAGGUGACAACAAAAGGAAUCUCACAAUGGGAAGUAAAGGAAGAGAAAGAGAAAGCAAUGCCCAGAGAAACCGAUCUUUCAGCUUCCAUGAAUGAUAGAUGUAAAAUUGUGCUUGCAACGCCAAGAUUUCAUACAACAAUACCUCAGAAAGCAAAAAGAAAUGCUUCAAGGUGUUCUCUUCAAAGUACAUUUCAAACUAUUACAAAUGAAGUAAAAAAAAAUAAGGUAGUUCAGCUGAAGGAUUGGAUGAUUAAAAGCAUCAAGGAUAACACUGCUGUAUGUGUAGAAGGAAAAUUGAUAGAUGUCACUAACAUAUAUUGGCACAGCAAUGCAAUUAUAGAACGAAUUGAGCACAACAAACUUAGGACUUUAUCAGGCAACAUUUACAUAUUGAAAGGAGUAAUAGACAGGAAUUCUAUGAAAGAAGCAGGAUAUUCAAAUUAUUUCAUAAGGAAGUUUAUGUUUGGAUUUCCAAAAAAAUGGGAAGAGUACAUUGGUAGUUUUCUAGAACAAUUAAGGGCUUGUGAAAAGAAAGGGGGAAAGACCAGACAAAAACAGAAAGUUGGACUAUUUGUCCCUGAUGUUAAAAAAUCAAUGAAAAGUGAUGCAGGAGAAAACCAGUCAGAUGUCCUUCAAAGAGCCCACACCACUUAUGACCUUGAUUGUGAUCAUUUGGAACUGAAGAACAGUAAGCACAAUAGGUUGCCAGGAGCUACAGAAUUAAAUGUUUGUCACAGUAAUCACCAAAAUAAACCAACAUUAAGGCUUCCAGAUGAUCAAAUAAAUAGUACUGUUCAAGCUGGAGGAGAAUAUGACUUAUCUAAUCGGGAAAUAAUUAGAAAAGGAGUAUAUAAAAAGUUGUCUUCAAAGAAACUUGAAAAUUAUGACAGAACAAAUGAAAGAAUACAUAAGGAAGAGAGAAUUGAAGAUUUGAAUGUACCCAUUGAUAUUCUAACUUCAAGGGAAAAAUUUUUCUCAGACAAAGGAAGAAAACACAUGACUGUUAAUCCAAGGGAUGCUUAUAUUUCAGUAACACCACUUAAAUCUAAAAAGGUGAUUGAGCAAAAAUGUAUAAAGUAUAAUCUGUCCUCUAGCACCAUUCAAGCAGUAACAGACUAUGUCCUGCUAAGGCACCAGGAAAAAAAGGAAUCAGAUAUAAACGAAACUGUAAGUCCGACCUAUAAGCCCACAGAGUCUUUAGAAGAUGCAACUGAGAAUAGUAUGGGACUUAAAUAUAAAAACAAAGAAAGUUGCAGUGAAUGUCAUAUACUCACUGUUGGUCCUAAAAAGGAACAAAUGAUCACUUCUGACUUUAAAAAAAAUCCAAAGUUGUUACCAAAAUCGAAGAAAAUCAAAAAUCAAGUAACUAUGUCAUUUUACAAGCAUGAAUCUUCAUCAGAUUUGUCUAGUGAAGAGAGUGAAACAAAAAAGGAAAUUAGAAGGAAAACUCAGGUUAAAAAAAUCAGAACAAGAAAUACCAAAGAAACAGUGAUUCAGCUGAGAAAAAGCACAACAAACACAAGGAAAAUACCAGUGAUUUCUGAAUCUGAAACUGAAGAGAGUGAAGAUGAAUUUCACAUCAAACGAAAGAAAGCCAGAUGUUCUGCCAAAGAAACUGAGCAGAAAUCUGGUGUUAGGAAUGAACUUCCAGCUAUUGAGGCAAUGGGAUAUGGUAAGAUGAAUAGACAUUCCUUAAAAUGUUUACCUGCUGUAAUUCACACUGAGGACUGGAAUGAGGAGGAGUUACAGAAACUUCAUUGUGCUUUUACAUCUCUUCCAAAGCACAAACCUGGGUUUUGGUCAGAUGUAGCUAUGGCUGUAGGUUCUCGAUCUGCUGAAGAAUGCCAGAAGAAAUACACAGAAAAUCCCCGAGGAAAAGGAUCCCAGACACAUGUCACUGAGAAAAAGCCAGUCAAUCCCAAAAACCGAAAUGGCAAAAUUGGUGAUGCUGAUAAGACACAAACAAUUAAGAUAACUGCCAGAGUGGGAACUCUUAAAAGGAAGCAGCAAAUGAGGGAUUUUCUGGAACAGUUGCCAAAAGAUGACCAUGAUGAUUUCUUCAGUACAAACCCUUUGCAGAAUCAAAGAGUACUGUUGCCAAGUUUCCGGGACAGUAAAGAAGAGGAUGAUAUUCUGCCAAAUAUGGACAGAAAUCCAUCAACUCCAUCAUCAGUUAUCUUUCCAUUGGCAAAAACUCCUCAGUGUCAGCAUGUCAGUCCUGGCAUGCUAGCCUCUAUAAAUAGGGAUGAUUGUGAUAAAUAUGUUUUUCAUAUGCAAAAAAGACAUAAAGGUGGUGUUGUCUGGGGCAAUAUCAAGAAAAAAAUAGUUGAAAAUGAUUUUUCAACUCCAACGUCAAGGAAAAACCCAUUUAACAAAGAAUUAGGAGAAAGCUCUGGUAUUGGAAAACUUUUUACUAAUGCUAUGGAAUCUUUAGAUGAAGAAGAGAACGAUUAUUACUUUUCAAACUCGGAUUCUACAUAGUAAAAAUGAGAAUAUUUCCAUGAUUUUUCUCAAGAAGCAGUGCAUUUAUAUUUUCAUUUGAAGUAUAUUUCUUUGUAACACGGCUACAGAUGAAAUUGUGGACUCCUUUUCAAAGGAUUUAUGUAUUUUUAUUCAAAGUAAAUUAUCUUUCCAUAUAAUAUUCCUUAUUGCUGCAGCUUACUAAAAAUGUAAGGAAAGUUAUUUUGUUUGUAUAGAUAUUUGUAAAUUUCUUUUUUACACUAUUAAAAUAUACAGAUAAGACGGUCUUUGUAAGUACCUAAGACUGCUUUUAAAAAUCAUGUUCCACAUAGAUUUUUAAGAUGUUUUCAAGAAAAUGUUACUAUCCUUAAGGAUGGAGGGGGAAAAUAAAAAUUAGAUUGUACUUGUCAGGAGGCUGCUGAAUUCAUGAAGACUUUGUUAGCAUUUGUCACCACUUGGUAUACAAGCCAGUUGAUCUAAUGGUUAACUUUACAUGUUGUUGAAACUGAUGUGCUUUCUCCUGAUUUUUUUUUCUUAAAGCUUGUGAUCAGCAUAUCUCAUAAGUAAAUUUAAUGUAUUGCUUUUUCAUUUUCUUAGGUAAAAUGGAACUGAUUUUGUUGCACUCUUAAGCCCUAUUUACAUAUCUAUAGAACUUAAAUUUGGUUUCAACACUAGAAAGAUUGCAUUAGUAAUAAACCUACCAUUGUAAGACCUCAACUUGAUAUAUCAUGUCAUAGUAGUCAUAGUAAACAUUUUCCUUCAUAGUAAAAGAAAUAAACUUAUUUUAGUUUUUUUCUGCUAUUAUGUUUUAAAUUUCGACAUGGAAUAUUUUCCCAUCCUCACAGUACUUAUUUACUACCCUUUCUCUCCAGCUGGGUUGUCCAAAUAAAGUUUGUUUGC
Talpa occidentalis (Iberian mole) is the source of this 4460-nucleotide messenger RNA. It is a transcript of the gene MIS18BP1, whose product is annotated as MIS18 binding protein 1. The coding region runs from base 204 to 3581 and encodes 1125 amino acids. NCBI's taxonomy places the organism in Eukaryota, Metazoa, Chordata, Mammalia, Eulipotyphla, Talpidae. The record is from RefSeq and is a predicted model, not a curated record. The transcript is spliced from 17 exons.